GAAAAAUUAGUUUCAAACACUUUCAGUCAAUUUCACUCAUAUUUGUGAUUUUUGAAUACGCUGCAGUUGAUACCGAACGUUACUUUCAUCACCAACCAAAGGUUCAACAUUCCACCAUCAUCGUUUGUCUUGUCUUCAUCGAUGAAGCUGAACAAAUUACACUUUCAACUUCCAUGUGCUACCAAUUCUGGAUCCGCAAUCCCGGAAUUACUGCAAUUAUAAAACGGCGUCGAAAAUUUAUCUCUGCUAUCUAGAUUUGUUAAUUUGUCGCGAUGAAGCGUCCAAUUUCAGGGGAUAACAUUAACGAAGUAGGCAAUACAACCGGAAGCGGCGAGGAUCUGAAAGAGACGAAGAAGAGCAAAAUCGAUGGAGGAGGGGCGUCAAAGGAGGCGCAGGAUGUGAUGAUGGAUGAGAACUUGUUGUAUGAGGUGCUGAAUCGCGCCGACGCGCAGACGUUGGCGAGGGCGGCGUGCGUUAGUAAGCUGUGGAAUCGGGCGGCGCAGGACGAUCGGAUCUGGGAGCUGAUGUGCAUCAAGGACGGAUCUCACAGCCAGCAGCAACAGAAGCAGCUCCGGGCGGUGGUUGUCCCUCUCGGCGGCUUCCGGCGGCUCUACUCGCUCCACCUCGGGCCGCUCGGUAACCUGUCAUCAACGCCUUUAACUUCUCCGAGCUCCACAUGGCCCUGCCUGCGCGUGCCGCCGCUUCCGAGUCCGGCGAAAUCUGCCCCCAAGAAAAGGCGAUUAGGUAAGGAUGAAAUGAAUCUAUCGCUCUCUCUCCUCUCCAUCCGGUAUUUCGCCAACAUGAAUUUCAAUUAUGAAAAUAAGGGAUCAUGAAAUUGAAAUAGGUUCGUUUACUGGAUAUUUAUCCCCUGUAAUCUAUGAUCUCAUUAUACACACCGUACGAUUUGGAUUGCUUUGGUAAUGUAAGAACUCAUUGUGACUAUCAUCAUUCGAAUUACUUCCAUCUAAUAAAAAUACGGAGUAGUAAAGUGGAAUCAAAAGGAUAUUGUGCUUUGUAUAUAUCGCACCUUCGCCCUAAAUAAAAAUAUCCGUU
Molecule: messenger RNA, 1053 nt
Organism: Cuscuta europaea
Lineage: Eukaryota; Viridiplantae; Streptophyta; Magnoliopsida; Solanales; Convolvulaceae
Source: the annotation of a GenBank genome assembly